Messenger RNA from Maniola jurtina (meadow brown), 1940 nucleotides. Its product is annotated as luciferin 4-monooxygenase-like. Gene Ontology annotation, molecular function: long-chain fatty acid-CoA ligase activity. Lineage: Eukaryota; Metazoa; Arthropoda; Insecta; Lepidoptera; Nymphalidae. The record is from RefSeq and is a predicted model, not a curated record. Gene Ontology annotation, biological process: fatty-acyl-CoA biosynthetic process; long-chain fatty acid metabolic process. The transcript has 12 exons. Bases 69 to 1712 code for a protein of 547 amino acids.
AACGUUACAGCGUUCGCAUACAUAUUAUGCAAGAUAUUUUAAAAGUGUGGAUUUGAUCUUACAGUAACAUGGCGUGGCGAUCCACUGAUGCAGUGCACUGGUUUAUGUCAGGGUUGACAUCUCGCAUCGUAGCCCAGUCUGGGCUUCCACACGACAGGUUCCAUCUCGGCAAAAUUAUCCUGCAGAGUCUCAAGGAUUUUCCUGAUGCAGUAAUGCAGAUCGAUGGAGGGACAGGAGAAUCAGAAGCGAAUGCGUCUAUAGUGGAGAGAACAGUAAAAUGUGCUACAGGUUUUAGAAAUGUAGGUUUGAUCCCAGGUGAUGUGAUGGUUCUAAUGGCACCAAAUCAUAUAGAUCUAGCUGUGCCCUUUUAUGCAGGCUUAUACACAGGAGUCAUUGUCGCUGCUGUGGACAGGAGUUUAGGUGCCAAGGAACUGCAAGACACAUUUAGCGUGAGUCGGCCAAAAAUUAUAUUCUGCCAAAGUGAGAAAGCACCGGAAAUACAAGUUGCUCUAAAUGAAAUAGACCUUAAUGCUCUAAUCGUCACUUUCGACAAGGGAGACUAUCUAUGUAGUUUGUCCGAUUUCAUCGCAAAAUACGCUGACGAUACCUCAAUCGAAGAGUUUCAGCCUACAGAUUUCGACCCUGCUGAAACAACCGGGUUCCUUAUAUCCACUAGCGGCACAACUGGUUUGCCAAAAGCAGCAGAAGUUACUCAUAAAAACUUUGUUAUUUCUAUACCAAUGUUUUGGAUACGCUUCAACACUUUCCCUACACCAACUCGCGUGGCUUUGGUUGGUGCUCCGUUGCAGUGGCUGACGGCUCUGUUUCAUUACAUCGCGUCACCAAUAUUCAAAUACAUAAGAUUGCAGACCUCGAUUACUCUCACGCCGGAACAUGCCUACUACCUUAUUAACACGUAUAAGCCUACAUUUACAAUCUUGAGUCCAACGUUAAUGGCAACACUAAUCAAGAAAGAGGCACGAGACCAAUGUGACUUCACCUGUUUUGAACUCAUCAUGUUAGGAGGAAGUGCGGUACCUACAGCACUCAUAGAUGAUAUAAAGAACAUAACGCCAAACACUGAAAUAAGGAACGUGUUCGGCAUGAGUGAAUUGGCCGGAAUAGCGUUCAAUACUGAUUCCCCGCCGCCUGGUUCCUGUGGGAAACCACUGGCGUGCUUCCAAUAUCGCAUAAGUAACGUGGAUACGCAAAAAGAAAUUGUCGAACCCAAUACGCCAGGCGAACUUUGGCUUAAAGGCCCUGGCAUUUUCAAAGGAUAUUACGACAAUAAGAAAGCAACAGAAGAGGCAUUCGAGGACGGCUGGUUCAAAACAGGCGAUAUGUUCUACCGAGAUGAAAACUGGAACUAUUUCUUUUUGGAGCGAAUCAAAUUGCUUUUAAAAUACAAAAGCUACCAGAUAUCACCAGUGGAAGUGGAAAAUGUGAUAAGGCAACAUCCUGGUGUACUGGACGUAGCUGUGACUGGUAUACCCGAUGCAGAGAGUGGAGAUCUACCUGUAGCUUGUGUUGUGACGCGGGAUGGUCACGAUGUCUCCGUGGAAGAAAUUAAGAACUUAGUUAGAGACUCGUUGUCGGACUCAAAGCAACUACGUGGUGGUGUGAUAUUCCUCAACAGCAUCCCUAUGACGGCGUCCACCAAGGUCCACAGAAGACAACUUAAAGAAUUAGUGCUCAAACUAGAAAGGCUAUAAAGUCACACUAGUAAUAUUAUAUUGUACACACUAAUAAUAUAACAUGACACAGGCAAAAGUGUAUUAAUAUUAAAUAUCAAUACUUACCCAGUUUCCGCACCACCGAACCGAACUACCUACUCAAUGAUCAAAAUCGUGCAAAUCUCUUAAAGACUGGGACGCAAUUGAUAAGGGUGAUUCGGCAACAGCAGAUUAUAAUUCAGUUAAUAAAAUUAAUUUAAUACUAAA